CCCUCCCCGGGCCAGAGUGAGAGCACAGGGAGCCUGGGCUGCUAAAUGCUCCAGCCUCAAAGGGACGAUGGUGGAGGGCUGGUAAAGAUGGCGGCGCUCUCCGAGGAUGGGAGAUACGGAUUAAAUUGUGGCCAACAGAGCGCAGAUAGAGUCACCGUAUUGCACGUCAAAUUGACCGAGACAGCGCUGAGAGCAAUAGAGAGCCACCAAAAUUGUAAGAAUGUACCUUCUUUGCAGCCAACGAUACAAUUCAAGGGACUCCAAGGGCGCAUUAAAAUUCCCAAGAAUAAUUCAUCCUCAGACACCUUCCACAAUUUUGAUUUCUACCUGUCUAAUGUGGGCAAGGACAACCCUCAGGGAAGCUUUGAGUGCAUCCAUCAGUAUGUGUCGAGCUCAGGGGCCUCACACCUGGCAUUGUUGGCGACUGUACAGGACAAGGUCACAGUGUGCGCCACUAAUGACUCCUACCAGGUGACCCGGGAACGCAUGACCCAGGCCGCGGAGGACACACGUGAACGCGGGACCAAAGUCAUCAAGCCUGGGGGCCAGUACAGAGGAAAGCAAGUCCAUAUACGUAAGCCGGCGCUAUCAGCCCCAGAUGUGGUCCCUGAGCGCAAGCGCUCCACACCCAUCAACCCAGCCAACACUAUUCGUAAGUGCCUUUCCAAUAAUCCCGUGUCUCAGCGGCCGUUCCGGGACCGCAUCAUCCACCUCCUGGCGCUGAGGUCCUACAAGAAGCUGGAAGUGCUUGCCCGUUUGCAGCGGGACGGCAUCAACCAGAAGGACAGAAACUUACUGGGGACCACCCUGCAACAGGUGGCCAACCUGAACCCCAAAGACAACACAUACUCAUUGAAGGACUUUAUUUAUCGUGAUGUCCAGAGAGACUGGCCUGGCUACUCUGAAGAUGAGAAGACCCAGGUUGAGCGGAUCCUGGCUCGCAAAUUAGGUCUUCCUACUGAGACCCUCUCAUCAAGCAGUCCUCCCAAAGAGAGUGUCCCCACAUCCCCCCAGAAGCGCCAGCCAGACUUUGACUUCAUCGAUCCUUUGGCGCCCAAGAAAGCCCGCAUCUCCCACCUCAGCAAUCGGGGGCCAGCAACGUCUUCAUCCUCCUCCUCUGACCGCCACGAGGACGAGGGCAGCCCCAGCUCUAAACGCUCGUCCCUACCCUCCAACGUCACCUCGGGCCCUCCCAGCCAUCUCCCCAUCUCGUCCCACCCUCCUGCACCCUCUCACCAGCAGCCCAGCCCAGCCUCCAACUCCAACUCACCCAGCACGCCAGAGGGCUGUGGCACGCAGGACCUUCCCAUGGACCAGAGUUCUUCCUGCAGGGACCCUUCACCCAGCCCCUUCUCCUCGGAUAGGUCCCUGCAGGACCGCUAUCAGCACCCUGUCCCCGUCCCCAGGCCAGCUGCCUCCCCCAUCCCUCCUCCCCCUCCUUGCACCUCACUCACAGUUACCUCCACUGUCAUCACCAGCCCUCCCUUGUCCAGCAGUACCAACAAGAAGUCGAAAAAGAAAUCCAAGAAGCACAAAGAUAAGGAUCGAGAGAGGGAGAAAGGGAAACAGACGGAAAAAGGUAGCAAAAGCCCUCCCAGUGUAGCAGUGCAGGCUGAAGAGACUCGUAGAGCCAAAAAGAAGCGCAGUGUUGAGGAAGACAACAGUGAAGUUAUCGUCAAGAAUCCUCACAAAGACCAAGACUCUUCAGAAAAAGAGAAGCCAGUCCAGUCCACUGAAUUCUCCUCCACCAUUGAGAUGCCGGACUAUGUAGUGAAGUACAUGCCGUUGUUGUCCGUGGACCAGCGACAAAACUACAAGGAUGACUUCAAUGCAGAGUAUGAUGAGUAUCGCCUGCUACACGCCCGUGUGGAGAGCAUCACCCGCCGCUUUACCCAGCUGGAUUCCCAGUGUCGGAAACUGGCCCCAGGCACCAAAGAAUACCAGAAGGUGCAAGAAGAAGUCUUGAAAGAGUACAAAAAGAUGAAACAACACAGCCCCAACUACCACGUGGAGAAACAACGCUGCGAGUACCUGCACAACAAGUUGGCCCACAUCAAGCGGCUAAUAGCUGAUUUUGACCAGCGCAGGGCUCAGUCCUGGUGCUGAGAGCACAGCACACAACAUCCUCACUAAUCAGUAUUGAGAAAGGAGUGUCGAACCAGGAGGGGGUGUCCAACUGGCUGUUAUUUAUUAACACCCCUUCAGUUACUGCCUCCGCAAGAGCACCCCUCCCCCACCUCUCCUCCUUCCCUUUUCCCAUCAUCCUUUUUCAUUCCUUGCUUCUUUUUUCGAUCUUUGAUUCCACUGGCUUCAUUGUUGCCUGCAACCUUGAAAAUCUCACUUUGACUUUACCCCCCAUCUUUUGCUUUCUCUGUUUCUUCUCAAUGAGCUCCUGUGGAAUUUCAUACCACUGGACCAGUGGCAGGGGCUGCCUGCAUGUGUGAAGGGGUUUGGGGAAAAAACUUCAAUUCUUCUAACCUUUGAAGGACUUCCUCUUCAGGCAAAAAAAAGAACAAAAAAAGUAUUUUUGAGCAUCAGAAAAUAUUAACUUGUAUUUAAGUAAAAAAAAGAAAGAAAGAGGGAGAUCUAUUUAUUUUGGGACUCGUAGUGCAAAGAAGAGUCCGCAGAUGAUAUAUUGUUUAACUUUUGUUGAAAACAAUGCAAAAAAAAUUACCGCGGGCCUUAUGUGUUUUGACUUUGUGAAGCCAUUUUGCACGCAAGAUCCAUUAUGUCGUCUCAUUUAGCAAAGAUGUCUCUCCUGCCUCAUUUCCUCUGAUAAUAGAAACUGUACUGGAUAACCUUGCUUCAACACGUUGCUGAGUUUGAGGCUGAAUUGAGAGGAAAUGAGACGAGCAGGAGAAAUCACCUGCGCUGAAUGAGAAGCAACAACAGUAUGUGUGCAUGGAUUGUAAAUUUAGUUGUAAUGGCCACGUGGGGUGGUGAGGGUGGGGUAAUGAAAGGAAUAUGAUCCCCUGUCAGUAGGGGGCAGUAUUCCCUGCACCAAAAGUGUUUAGUGUUCAUGGUGCAUUAUGGGUGCCUUAAGGUGUUUACACUCAGAAACGUCGAGUUGGGCCGACCCUUAGGGUCCACAGGCAACACAAAGGAACUAUAACUGCCUGGAAACAGGUUGUGUGUGUAUGUAUGGGUGUGUGUGUGCAUGUCGGAGUUGUUGAAGAAGGAAAGGAUGUUAAGUCUGGAAGGUGUGUUACAAAUCGUAUGAGUGUGUGUGUGCGUAUGGUUGUGCAUUAUGUGGAGUGACAGGUGUAUAAAAAUAAAAAUGUGGAGAAAAAAGUGAGAAAUAUGAAAAACAAAUAAAAAAAAGCUGCUAUAGUGUUUGACCAGCCAGAGCACUCAGGAUCAACCUGGCUGGAGUAACAGUACCUAAACUUAAUUGAAGAGAAAUAGAUCCUUAUUUUCCAGAGUGGUUCAUCUCGAGCCUGGAAAGGACUGCGCCCACCUCUUCAGCUUUAUCCAGCGGCAAACAGCCUGUGUUUCUGUUUAAGAAAGAAGCAAAAAAAAAAAAAGAAAAAAAAAGAAACGUCAUCCACCAGAGGACAAAUCUGUAUUAUGAUUUCAAAAUGUAUUUGAUUCUCAGUUUGAGUUCUGCAGAGCAGUGAAAGAUUUCAGAGUAGCCUUUUUUUUUUUGUCUUUCAACAUUGAUACCAAUUCGUUCAAUGGAUGGAUGAAUGGCUUCUAUGAAAAAGUCUUUAUUUCAACAAGGGAAAAUUUGUUUACAAACCUGUGUUAGAAUGUUUGCCAAAAAAUUAAAUACUUUUCUGGUACUGCAUCCAUGGAGUAAAAUUUCUGAUUGGGGCUUAAUUUUUAGUAGAAAUUAACACUGGAAUAUGUUUGUCCUUCAAUGAAGAAAACACCGUUACAUUUGGGGAUGUGAAGAGGAACUGAGCCACUGUUCCCCCAGAUAGAUCAACAACUGAGAGGUGCUAACUCUUGUUGUGGUCGGCCGCUUCUCAGCAGUCUGGUCUGAUUAUACUCAGCUCGUGAGGACAUGUAAGAGUCCAUGUCCUGUAUUGGGGAAAAAUGUAGCCCCUAUUUUUUUUCCCCACAAAUGGAGAUCUGAGUAUAUAAACAUAUAUUUUGGUUGUGGCAUUCUAUCAAGUAGUCAGUCUCUGCAGCAGACUGGCUGUUUUGUUCGGCUGUCAGAAUCAAUGUAACAUAAUUACAGACCUGGCCUAACUCACUUGUUGUCUCUCAAGUUAUUUUGGACAGAAAAUCAGCACUUGUAUCUUGGACGUGUCACAACAGCAGAUAAAAAAUAUCCACAAGAGUUUAGGCUCUACUUUAGAAUUACACUUACUAUGUCCAUAGACCACAGGGUCAGUGCUUUGGUUUAUUUUCUCCUGUUUGCCCUUGUAAUGGUCCCAGAAUUCAGGCUCAGAAAAUCCCACUACAGUUAAUUAAUGAUGGAGGCCGGGGCUUUAUAUGCAGCCUUCCAUCACACGUGUGUCCUCUUCUCAGCCUUCCAAACAUUUCUGUCUUCAUCAUAAAACAGAUUUACCUUAAUUGGGUCUGAUCAACAUGAGCUAUGUGACCCGUUUUGGUGGGAGGAAGGAGGGAAGAGUUUUGAUUAGGAGUCUUAAUGAGGAAGUGGCAAAGUUUAAAGAUGUCCUCGUAUUGUUUAGAUAUGAGAAACCACUGAAAAUUAAGUGAACUUUGGGUGAAAUCUGAUCCUGCCCAGCUGAAAAUGUAUAAGACAUUUCAAUAAAAAUCAAUUUAGUUUUACCUGGAAAA
Messenger RNA from Epinephelus moara (kelp grouper), 4749 nucleotides. RefSeq names its product elongation factor for RNA polymerase II 2 (gene ell2). The coding region runs from base 46 to 2106 and encodes 686 amino acids. The record is from RefSeq and is a predicted model, not a curated record. Gene Ontology annotation, molecular function: cis-regulatory region sequence-specific DNA binding. The transcript is spliced from 12 exons. Gene Ontology annotation, biological process: transcription elongation by RNA polymerase II; positive regulation of transcription elongation by RNA polymerase II; snRNA transcription by RNA polymerase II. Gene Ontology annotation, cellular component: transcription elongation factor complex. Lineage: Eukaryota; Metazoa; Chordata; Actinopteri; Perciformes; Serranidae.